Molecule: messenger RNA, 1300 nt
Organism: Bolinopsis microptera
Lineage: Eukaryota; Metazoa; Ctenophora; Tentaculata; Lobata; Bolinopsidae
Exons: 3
Coding region: 315-929 (204 amino acids)
Source: RefSeq, a predicted model, not a curated record
UACGUGCUAGCUGGGUGGCUCUAUUAAAUAAUGUAUAGGUUAGUUUAGCGGUAUCGGCUGCUAAACCAUCCCCCCACAUUACCACGUCCUACCGGUUCCUCUGAUCUCGUGCCAGUUCGAUUAAAUAACUAAUUCUAAUGAAGUCAGAGACGACUUCUGAUAUAGUUCAUAUCACCCUCAGGGAGCAUAAUAUGUUGUAAAUAUAUUAUUAACGCAACAGUAACAUACGAAUGUGAUUACAUUCGUCGUCAUAUCACAACUCUCGCCUGUCUCAUGUGUCCCAUUGCUUUGUUUAGGAUCAGGUAGUUGCGAGCAUGCUUUUGAUUUUACUUUUAACUUGUCUGGGAGGCGUGCAGGCUUUCAAUUUCUGCGUUUACAAAGGAGUGACACACCCUCUGAACAAGGUAUUCGCAGACAGAUGUAACCGCUGUAUGUGUCGAGAAUGGGGAGUAGACACUGCCGUCUGUACCAACAUCAAGUGUAACAAGUUGGUGCUGAACGCCCCGGGGUGCAAGUACAACUGUGUUCAACUCUACAAUUCCGUGCACAAGCUUCUCACUAAAACCAGAAAUCUCGACACAAUAGCUGACGAAGUUUUACCACUGAUCGGUGGGCAAGCUCUCAAGUUUAUUCGGGAAUCUGAGAACUCAGAUCCGUCAUCUACUGAAGUAGAAGAGCAGGAGGUAGAUGUGAACCAGGAAGAUGUUCAACCAAUACUGAACGAGGUUCACCCCUCUGGAGACGUACAGCAGGAAGUGCAGCAGGACGUACAGCAGGACGUGCAGCAGGUCGAGGAAGAGAAUUCUACACCGAAACGAAGAGGAAGAGUGCAGGGAGGCGGGAGAAAGGGAAAGAAGGUGCUCAAGCAGCAGCUUGAUAAGUUCAUGUUAGCCGGCAAGAGGAAGAGACGGGCCAAGUUUGUCCUCUGAUCAGUAAAUGAUGAACUAAUCGGUGAUGAGAUACACUGUUUGCUUUUUAAUCUGAUUCAUGUUUGAAGCCGUCGGAAUUCGGAAGGAAGGAUUUUAGAAAACAUUAGCUUUCGCUUGACGAGAUUUACUUAAAUCUUGUGAUUGAUGAAAUAAUAAUAUACUGUGUAGUUUUAAUGUGUGACUGUUAAUUUAUAAUAUUUUCAUUUGAAAAAGCGCAAGUUUCAUAAAUGUAUUUAAUUUUGAUAACAAGAAAAGAAGCGGUGGUUAUUUUCAAUACGCAAAUAUUUAGAUAGUUUCAUUUAAAACUUGCUCAUCGUUACUACAAUUUUAAUUGAUUGCCUCAAAAUAUCGACAUUUGAAACGAAUGUGAC